AUGAUGACAAAUUUGUAUAAGAUUGAAAAUCUUGAAAAUCUUUUACAAUGUACAAUUUGUCAUCAACGUUUUCAAACACCAAAAGUUCUUGAAUGUCAACAUACUUUUUGCUUAUCAUGUUUACAAAACAUUUAUGAUACAGAAAACCAAACAUUAAUAUGUCCAAUAUGUCAACGAAAUAUCAAAUUAACUGAAAAUCUUAAUGAAUUAGCAAAUAAUCUUUUAAUAAUAAAUUUAAUAGAUAUUCAACCAAUAAAAGCUAAAUGUUCAUCAUGUCAAAAAAUAGAAAUUUUAACAUUAUGUGAACAUUGUAAUUGUACAAUAUGUACAAAUUGUAAUGAAAAACAUGUUGAUGAUAUACGAAAAUCAAUUAAAAUAACACUUAAAGAAUUAGAAAAUAAAAAUCAAAAUGAAUUAAAAAUUUCUAUUCAUAAAUCUUUUAAGACAAUACGAAAUGAUAUAAAUAAUCAAUUUCAAAAUAUUCGUCAACAAUAUAAUUCAAAUUUAUUAGAAAAACAAAUCGAUAUACUUAAACAACUUGAAUUCUAUGAACAAGAUUUAUUAAUACAAAUAGAAAAUGAUCUUAAUGUUCUUGAACAAUCUAAACUUGAAAUUAUUCGAAAUAAUAUUCAUCUCAAUAGGUGUAAAACAGAAUCUGAAUUAAACAAUUUAUUAACAAGAUCAUCCAAUAUUCAAUAUCAUUUAAGAGAAAAAUUUGUUGAAUGUAUAUCUUAUUUAAAUUCAAUUGAAAUUUCUUUACAAUAUGAUCAAAGUCAAUUGAAUGAAAUUAAUCAAUUAUGUCAUAGUUUUCAAUUGAGUACUUCUGAUACAGAUGAAAAUUUAGAACCAAUCGAUAUAACUUUACGAACAUUUCUAAAUCAAGAUUAUAAAUGUCGUAUAAGAUUAGAUAAGACAAUAAAUGAAUUAAAAGAAAUAUUUGGUAAACAAGAAAAUGUUGAUCCAAAUAAAAUCAUCAUAACAAAAAUUAAUAAUUAUUUUGAUGAAUUUGAUAAUAAUCGUACAUUAAAAUCUUAUAAUUGUGAUUCAACAAGUAUUCUUAUGAUAUAUCUUCGAAAAUAA
Molecule: messenger RNA, 1080 nt
Organism: Rotaria sp. Silwood1
Lineage: Eukaryota; Metazoa; Rotifera; Eurotatoria; Philodinida; Philodinidae
Source: the annotation of a GenBank genome assembly